AACUGGACCAAUCUACCCUUGUCUAUAUUUUUAGUUUUUCCAUUGUAAGAAAAUUACAUCCUGUCAGUCUAUAAAUUCCUGCCAUGUAGCUUCCAGCGUGCAGACCAAUUUACAGACUGCUCUCCGCUCUCUAGAUAAGCCUUGUGAUUUGCCACUCAUAGAAAAUGGGAAGAUAGCCCAGUAUUAUUAUAGUUUUAAAAGUUAUUAUUUUCCAAUGAGUAAAGAGAAAAAGCUUUCCUACACCUGCGUGGCUGGCUAUACAACUGAAUCUGGGAGUCAAGAUGCAAGGAUAACAUGCACAGCAACAGGAUGGUCACCAGCACCAAAGUGUUAUAGAAAAUGUAGCAAACCUCUCUUGGAAAAUGGCAUCUUCUCUGAUACAAAAGUGUCCUACAAAAUAUGGGAACAAUUGUUGUACAGAUGUGCUUCCGGCUAUCAAACUCCAGGAGGUAAUGCUGAUGAAACAGUGCAAUGUCUUCCAGAAGGAUGGUCUUCUCACCCAAACUGUGCUAAAAAGUUUGAGAGGUGCUUAGUACCAGACUUACAUCACGGCCACUACUCCACAAUCCAGCGGAUCCUCAAACUGAAUGAAACACUGAUGUAUGAAUGUGAUGAGGGAUACCACACCAGAGGAGGAAACACUAUUGAAAAGGCAGUCUGUCGCACAUAUGGAUGGUCCCUUACUCCGAACUGCACUAAAGUAACAUGCUCCUUGUUAAGUGAGAUAGAACAUGGGAAUUUCUAUCCCAAGAAGAAAAGCUAUGAGGAAGGAGAUGUGGUUCAGUUUUUGUGUCAGAAAAAUUACUCUUUGAAUGGAUCUGAUUUAAUUCAGUGUUAUGACUUUGGAUGGUAUCCAGAGCCUCCAAUAUGUGAAGAUAGAAGAAAUAAAUGCCCGCCUCCACCUCAGCCUCCCAAUGCCAAUAUAUUCACAGAUUUAAGAACAUAUCAUAAUGGAGCCAAAGUACAUUUGGCAUGUCAGCUUAAUUUUACAAUGAGAGGAUCAGAAGAAAUCCAGUGUGAGAAUGGAAAAUGGACUUCACCCCCAAGUUGCAUUGUUUCAGAAGUCAACGAAAAAAUACCAUGUGAUCAGCCACCUCCUAUUGAGAAGGGUACAGCAAUAACUGAGGACAAGAUGUAUUAUACAGGAGACACUAUUAGAUACAGUUGUGAUCAUGGCUACAGUAUAAAUGGAUCAAAUGAAAUAACCUGUGAAAUGGGAAAAUGGACAUCACCUCCUAAAUGUGUUGAAACGCGGGAAACCUGCCCCUCUCCACCUGCAGUUAAAAAUGGUGCUAGUUUUGGACCAUUAUUGACAAACUACACAGCAGGUUCCUCAGUAAAAUACAGAUGCCAUCGGUACCACAUAUUGGAGGGUCCUGAAACUGUUCAUUGUGUACAAGGAAAGUGGACAGCUCAGCCAACUUGUUUAGAACCAUGCACUCUUAAUGUGGAUGAUGUGAGCAAUAACAACAUAGAGAUGAAAUGGAGACUGGAAGGAGAAUUGUUUUUCCUGCAUGGUGACACGAUAGAUUUUGUAUGUAAACAGGGAUACUAUUUGUCAUCCUCCAGCAGGCAGUCUCAGCUAACAGUACAGUGUACCCGUGGAAAACUCAGAUAUCCAACAUGCAUUAUGAAAGAUCCCAAAGAAAAAUGUGGCUCCCCCCCUGUUAUUAAGAAUGGAGAUGUUAUUGGCCCACGACUGACAGAAUAUGAGAAUGAUUCUUCGGUUGAAUAUACUUGUUUUGAUCAUCAUUUUUUGCAAGGGUCCAAUACAGUCUAUUGUUCCAACGGACAAUGGACUACCCCACCAGAUUGCAUAGAACCAUGCACUUUAUCGAAGGAGGUAAUGGACAAAAAUAACUUAAUACUGAGAUGGAGUUUUGAUGACAAAUCUUAUUUUUUCCAUGGGGACUACAUUGAAUUUCAAUGUAAAGAGAAUCAUUAUGGAGCACCAUCAACCUCAGUGUUUGAUUUUAGAGUACAGUGUAGCAGAGGACAGCUGACAUAUCCAAGAUGUGUUGAGAGAGGAAGGUAAGACGUCAACAGCACUGAUGCUUCAAGGGCUGUGAAAGAAGCCACAUUUUAGUUAGAAACCCAAUAAAAUGUUACUGAACUAUUUUUAAAGACAAAGUGUUUGACCUCAUAGCCCACUUAAAACUUAAACCUGUAUUUACACUGGAUAUUUUCUUGGUUUAUGAACCUUAAAUAAAAAAGUCAUGCAAAAAGCUU
Messenger RNA from Mauremys mutica (yellowpond turtle), 2229 nucleotides. It is a transcript of the gene F13B, whose product is annotated as coagulation factor XIII B chain. The transcript is spliced from 12 exons. The coding region runs from base 215 to 2035 and encodes 606 amino acids. NCBI's taxonomy places the organism in Eukaryota, Metazoa, Chordata, Testudines, Geoemydidae. The record is from RefSeq and is a predicted model, not a curated record.